Molecule: messenger RNA, 1277 nt
Organism: Pyrus x bretschneideri (Chinese white pear)
Lineage: Eukaryota; Viridiplantae; Streptophyta; Magnoliopsida; Rosales; Rosaceae
Product: pentatricopeptide repeat-containing protein At1g05750, chloroplastic-like
Biological process (GO): RNA modification
Molecular function (GO): protein binding; RNA binding
Source: RefSeq, a predicted model, not a curated record
AUGGAGGAUGAUGCAAUCUCUAUUAUGCUCUUUGGUACAAUUCAGUUCUGGAAUGUAAAGAAUAAUGUCGUGUUUUAUCUUGUUCAUCUCCCAUGUGCGAUUGAUGGAUACAUGAAAAAUGGGAAGGUUUGGGACGCGGUUGACCUGUUUGAUAAAAUGCCUAAGAGAGAUGCUGUUUCCUGGACUGUGCUGAUUGGCGGGUUUGUCAAGAAAGGUCAGUUCGAGCAAGCGUUGGAGUGGUUUCGAGAGAUGCAGCUCGCAGGAGUGGAACCAGAUUAUGUGACUAGAAUUGCUGUAAUCGUGGCGUGUGCAGAUUUGGGAACGCUUGGUCUAGGCUUGUGGAUAAAUCGUUUUGUUAUGAAGCAAGACUUUAAAGACAACGUUAGGAUAAGUAACUCGUUGGUUGAUAUGUAUUCUCAAUGUGGUUGUAUUAGUUUUGCUCAUCAAGUAUUCGAGAGCAUGCCCAAAAGGACAUUGGUAUCUUGGAACUCAAUGAUUGUGGGCUUUGCUGUCAAUGGGCAUGCAGAGGAAGCUCUCGACUUCUUCAACCUGAUGCAGAAGGAAGGCUUCAAGCCAGACGAGGUCAGCUUCACUGGAGCACUCACCGCUUGCAGCCAUGCUGGUUUAGUCGAUGAGGGGCUCCAUUACUUUGAUAACAUGAAGAGAGUUCACAGAAUAACACCCAGAAUCGAGCAUUAGUGCAUUGUCGAUCUCUAUAGCCGUGCAGGGAGGUUAGAAGAUGCCUUGAGUGUAAUAGAAAACAUGCCGAUGAAGCCAAAUGAAGUGGUGUUGGGUUCUUGGUUGGCUGCUUGUAGAACCAUUGGGAACAUCAGUUUAGCUGAAGGAUUGAUGAAGUACCUCUCUGAGGUUGAUCCUAGCUUUGAUUCCAACUAUGUGCUCCUAGCCAAUAUAUAUGCAGCUGUUGGACGGUGGGAUGGUGCAAACAAGGUUCGAAAGAAGAUGAAAGACCUCAGAGUGCAUAAGACACCGGGAUUUAGUUCAGUUGAGAUUGACUGUAACAUUCAUGAAUUCGUGGCUGGUGAUAAGUCCCAUGUUGACACAGAGUGUAUAUAUUCAACCCUAGAGCUUCUCUCCUUUGAGCUCAAAUUAUGUGGGUAUGUUCCGGAAAACUUUGCGACAGAAUCGUAUGAGUUUGAUUGAUACUGUAGUUGUAGGUUAUUCGAAAAUAGAAUGUACUUUUGCAACUACUUGCGAAGCCCCAAAAUCAGUCUUGUCUACAUAUAAUUUCGGAAGUGAUUUCGUACACCCUUGUUCUA